Lodderomyces orthopsilosis Co 90-125 is the source of this 855-nucleotide messenger RNA. RefSeq lists its product as uncharacterized. The transcript has a single exon. The record is from RefSeq and is a predicted model, not a curated record. NCBI's taxonomy places the organism in Eukaryota, Fungi, Ascomycota, Pichiomycetes, Serinales, Debaryomycetaceae. The coding region runs from base 1 to 855 and encodes 284 amino acids.
AUGGCAACCGAGUUUGCAUUAGAUUCUGAUGCUUAUAGUCAAGCCCUUACAUCACUCACAGCGUUGAUAAGCCACCAGAAGACCGAAGGCCGAUCUACGGCCGCAGUUUACCUCACAAUUAACGUUAACAUAAAAUUGGCAAAGUCCAAGGAUUACAGACCUCGAGUAAUUCCCCUUAAACAUAAGCUCGAUAAAGUCUCCAGCAGAGCCAUACUUUUUAUCUCAAAGGAUCCAGCAAAUUAUUAUAGAAAAAUUUUGACUGCAAAAGGCACGCCUACCGAAGAUACUUUUCACGAAAUCAUAUCUUUGAAGAAACUCAAACUGAAAUCAAAAUCUCAAAAGUCAUUGAUAAAAUUAUACAAGGAGAACGAUAUAAUAGUGGCAGACAAUAGAGUUCAUAAAUUUCUACCUGAUGUUUUGGGAUCUACAUUCUACGUGAGAAAGAAGAAAGUACCAUUUAUGCUUCAAAUGGCAAAGCCCGAUCCAUCGGUAAAAUUAAGAAGAACACAACAGAACAAACUCAAGGAUGAUAGGUGCGAUGUUGAGUACGUGUAUAAGCAAGUCAAGUCAAUUGUGGGAAAUGCGUCAUUUGUGCCGACGACUAAUGUGGGUGACGUGAUUUCGCUUAAGAUUGGGUACACAAACUGGACCGUUGAUCAUUUGGUGGAUAAUAUCAACAGUAUCGUAAAGUAUUUAACAAACGAGGAGAAUAGAAACGUCAUCGGUACUGCAAUAAAUUUGGAAAACUUGGUGAAUGUUAAUGUCCGUGGGGAGGAUAGUAUAAGUUUACCAGUUUUGGCAAGAUCAAAGGAGACUGUUGAAAAUGAAGAUGACGAUAGUGACUUCGAAUUUUGA